Molecule: messenger RNA, 501 nt
Organism: Schistocerca nitens (vagrant locust)
Lineage: Eukaryota; Metazoa; Arthropoda; Insecta; Orthoptera; Acrididae
Product: general transcription factor II-I repeat domain-containing protein 2-like
Exons: 1
Coding region: 1-501 (166 amino acids)
Source: RefSeq, a predicted model, not a curated record
AUGCAAACGGUUAUAAGCGUUAUAAAUUUCAUUUGUGCCCCUGAACUUAAUCACCGAAAAUUUAAAGAACUUCUGGAGGAAUCGCGAACUUGUUACAGUGAUGAUCUCCUACGUACUGCUGUCAAUUGGCUAAGCAAAGGAAAAGUGCUGGAAUGGUUUGUCGAUUUGAAAUCUGAAAUUAUUUUAUUCUUACAACAAAGGGGCAAAAAUUGUCCUGAACUUGAUGAUGAUGAAUGGUGGAUACCAACAGCGUUUUUGACCGAUAUUACACAAAAAUUCAACACACUUAACUUGGAAUUACAAGGACCAAACAAGGUAAUUGGGCAAAUGAGUAACAAAAUAUUUACAUUUGAAGCCAAACUGCAAUUAUAUAUAAAUGAACUCGAAGUAAAACAUCUGUCUAAUUUGCCAACUGUUGCUAUGCUCCGAUCAGGCUUAACUAUCGCUGAAACUAUUUACCAAAACAUGAAAGAAUAUUUGUUUUUUAUUUGGAAGAAGUAA